Lathyrus sativus (Indian pea) is the source of this 648-nucleotide messenger RNA. NCBI's taxonomy places the organism in Eukaryota, Viridiplantae, Streptophyta, Magnoliopsida, Fabales, Fabaceae. The record is from the annotation of a GenBank genome assembly.
AUGGAAACUUUAUCGAACUCCGUUUCAAAUCUCAAAAUCUCAUCGCUACCACCAACAACAACAACAAAUCGUGAAUUCCAUCACUUCACAAGAACUCCUCAUGCAAUCCCUAAUCGUCCUCCACAACCAAAACCCCAAAAAAUCACAAAUUUCUCACACAACAAUCAUUCUCUACCAUUCUCUUCUUUAACCACCUCAUCUCACAAAGUCAAACCGUCUUCUCCAAUAUUCCAUCACAAGCCUGCUACUGGAUAUGCUGCUGCAAUCAUAGAUGUAGCUCAAACCACCAAUACACUUCACUUAGUUCAAAGGGAUGUUCACCGACUCUCGAAAUUCUUGCGGAAAUCGAGGCUUCAAUCUGAUGGAGGUAUUGAUGCUUCGGCGGUGAGGAAGGUGGUGGAGCAGGGGAAUUUUCAGCGGCAUGUGGUUGCGUUGGUGAAGAUGUUAAUGAAGAAGAAGAAAUUGGGAAUAGUUGGGGAAGUGUUGGAAGAGUUCGAGAGGAUUUACGAUGAGUUGUGUGGAACUCAAGUUGUGUUGAUUUCAUCAAAAAGAGAGGUUGGAAAAGAUCAAAUGUUUGGGAUUGCAAAAACUGUGCAAAAAAUAAGUGGAGCAAUUAGGGUUAGGGUUAGGAAUUUUGUUCAAGAUUAG